Molecule: messenger RNA, 2214 nt
Organism: Ceratosolen solmsi marchali
Lineage: Eukaryota; Metazoa; Arthropoda; Insecta; Hymenoptera; Agaonidae
Product: leucine-rich repeat-containing protein 70
Exons: 2
Coding region: 11-2050 (679 amino acids)
Molecular function (GO): protein binding
Source: RefSeq, a predicted model, not a curated record
GUGGGCAAGGAUGCCUGGCGUCGGGACGCUGCGACUCGCGCUCCUGGUCUGCCUCGCCGGGGCGGCUCUCGGGCUCAAUGGCGAGCUCCUCGAGCAGGAGUGUCCGGUCGACUGCCACUGUCAUUACUUCCGCAUCAAUUGGGUGACCGACUGUUCGGAGAGCAAUCUCACGGCCAUCCCCCACGAGGGCCUCAGCCACAACGUGUACGUGCUCGACGUCAACGGGAACAACGUGGAGCACGUCGCGCCCUUCCCGCGGGAUAUCAAACUGCGCCGUCUCCAGGUCGCCCAUAACCGUCUCACCGACCUCGACUAUGGAUCCUUCGCCGGGCUGACUUACCUCCUCGACGCCGACUUUUCCUAUAAUGCCAUUAGCAAGGUCGACCCGGAAGCUUUUAGGGACAGUCCGGGGUUAAUUACCCUUGAGCUCCAGCACAAUCCUCUGGAGGAGAUCCAUGAUUAUUUCCUCAACUGUCGGCCGCUGCUCUACCUCGAUCUUAACACCUGUGGCAUUCGUAAUCUCAACCCCAAGUUUUUCCACAACACGACCAAUCUCAACAAGCUCGACCUCUCGCACAAUCCACUUGGCCGUAUCGAGCCCGGACCCUUCGACCAUCUCACCAACCUCGAGUAUCUCAAGCUCUCCUCGUGCAAUCUAACCCACGUAUCGCCCGAUGCUUUCGCCCACCUGGAGAACCUCCGUGAGCUAGAGAUGGAGGACAACGACCUGAGCACGAUGGACUGGACGAACGUCCUCGCGCCGCUCGUUCGACUCGAGCACCUCAAUAUACGGAUGACGCGAAUCACCAAUUUGCCUGGCGAUGCGUUCGCCAAAAAUUUGUACUUGAGGCAGCUGGUGCUGGCCGAUAACGAGCUCCAGCACCUCAAUGUCGGCAACACCUUGGGCCACAAUCUGCACAGCCUGCAAUCCUUGGAUCUCUCGAACUGCAAUCUCCAGGACAGACUGUCCGAGCAGGCAUUCAGGAACGCCAGUAAGCUGCGCGUACUGAAUCUCAGCGGCAAUCCCAUGUUCGCUGCGGAUCUCACCGCCGUUUUACGUCAUCUGCCCAAGCUACACAAGCUCUCGCUAAGCAACUGCAGCUUGCGAAGGCUGCCGGAGGCCUUCGAGAAUCUCGAACACCUCGAGGAACUCGACGUCUCUCACAAUCCGCUCUCGGACGCCUUUGUGCGCCUGCUCAAUCCCCUCAAAUCUCUAGAGUACCUCGACAUGUCUUACUGCAAUCUCGGCUACGUUGGCAACAAUACCUUUACCCUAAUGACGUCAUUGAAAAAGCUCAUAAUGUCCGGGAAUACGUUGCAUACCCUCGAGCAGGGGCUAUUUACUAAUCUGACGCGUUUGGAGAGUCUCGAGCUCAACGACUGCGGAUUGAAAACCCCUAUCGAUCCCAAAGUAUUCGGCGACCGCGUUUAUACCAAUAUUAUCGAGCUUAAGCUCAGCAAGAAUCCGUUGACCGUGCCCGAGGAUGGGCCACUUUUACCGAAACAGCUGUCGGGCCUGGAGAUCCUCGACUUGAGCUACUGUGACAUAUCGCGGCUCAAUGAGAAUUUACUGUCGCGCACGAGAAAUCUUACGCACUUGAAUUUGUCGCACAACAGGAUCGCCGGCACGGAUAAUCUCGCCUCGCUGAAGAAGCUUCGACUGUUGGAGCACUUGGACCUUAGCAGGAACAAUCUCACGACCAUUCAUCCACGACUCUUUAAGGCCAAUCCUCGUUUGAUCACCGUCAACCUAAUCGGCAAUCCCUUCGUCUGCAACUGUUCUAUCGUCGACAUGUGGAACUGGGCCCUUCAGGUGAAGAAUGACCUUGACGUUUUGGUGGGCAGCCAACCCUCGCAAUUCAGUACUGGUGCCGUCAAGUUGCGCAAGAUACUCUCCUGCUCCUACGAUCUGGGAACCUAUCGUCAUAUUUUAGAGCAGAGCCGCGUCGCAACUGCCGAUCGUCGGCCACUCUUGCGUAAGGGCGACCUGACGCCCAAUAGAACCUGGGCCAAAUACAUUCGGGAGUCACAAUGCGACAGACACUCAUGAUAUACGUCCGUUGAAUUUCGAGACGAGGCGCGGACCGAUCACCAGCACCAUUGUUACAAGCUUAGACUUGAGUUCUGAAUCGCACAUUACCAAAUACGUAAAAAAGAAGCAGAGCGCUUAAUUAUUUAACAUAUCGACAUCCAAAUGAAAAAAAAAGAAGAAAA